AUGGUCCCACCGGGCUGCACACUUGGAGACCUUCCAGUGGAACUAGUGCUCCGAUUCCUGGCGCCUGUUAUCCCUGAUGGUCACAUAUUCCAUCUUGGACCUCACCAGCACGAAGUAAAAGGGGUACAACCAAGAUAUGUUCACCAGAUCGUCGCCCUACCAAACGAUGACCCUACAGUAUGUCUCUCCGAACUCGCACUAUGUGGUCGCAAAGUCAAAGAAGUGGUCUAUGCACUGUUCUACGGCAGGAAUCAAUUCGUCCUCGAACUUGCUGCGGUUUCGCACGGAGCCCACGUGGCCGUGUCUAAGACUUUCCACGCUACGUCGUGGAAUCGAAUUGUCCAUUCAAGACCUGAUACACUACCUUUGAGUCACGACAUACUUCUCUAUGUCAAAGACCUCACCAUCUCCAUCGGCCUCACCUAUGGGGGUGGCACUAUUCGCGAGAGAGGAGCGAUCAAAGCUCAACUGCAAGAGCUGGCGGACGCUUUCGUGGAUCAAGACCAUGCGCUCAAAAAGAUUACUGUUGGUCUGACGACGCUGAAGCAAGUCGACAAGCGCUGGACCAGCAAUAAUCUGAAGCUAAAAUAUGGCUUGCCGAACGUUGCCAUGAGAUUAGCCUUGGCGCGAUUUUCGAAUCGACAAGCCGCGAUGUUGAGGGAAGCAAUCGCAAGUAUGCUCAUGCCUCUUACGCAGCUGAGCGAUGUGGAGGUUGAGGUUGUUGUUAAUGGAAAAGGUAGCUGA
Molecule: messenger RNA, 744 nt
Organism: Fulvia fulva
Lineage: Eukaryota; Fungi; Ascomycota; Dothideomycetes; Mycosphaerellales; Mycosphaerellaceae
Exons: 1
Coding region: 1-744 (247 amino acids)
Source: RefSeq, a predicted model, not a curated record